Messenger RNA from Nycticebus coucang (slow loris), 3003 nucleotides. It is a transcript of the gene SLC26A5, whose product is annotated as solute carrier family 26 member 5. The transcript has 19 exons. Gene Ontology annotation, cellular component: membrane. Gene Ontology annotation, molecular function: chloride transmembrane transporter activity; oxalate transmembrane transporter activity; bicarbonate transmembrane transporter activity. The coding region runs from base 1 to 2235 and encodes 744 amino acids. The record is from RefSeq and is a predicted model, not a curated record. NCBI's taxonomy places the organism in Eukaryota, Metazoa, Chordata, Mammalia, Primates, Lorisidae. Gene Ontology annotation, biological process: transmembrane transport.
AUGGAUCAUGCUGAAGAAAAUGAAAUCCUUGCAGCAACCCAGAGGUACUAUGUGGAAAGGCCUAUCUUUAGCCAUCCGGUCCUCCAGGAAAGACUACACACGAAGGACAAGGUUCCGGAUUCCAUUGGGGAUAAGCUGAAACAGGCAUUCACAUGUACUCCUAAAAAAAUAAGAAAUAUCAUUUAUAUGUUCCUACCCAUAACUAAGUGGUUGCCAGCAUACAAAUUCAAGGAGUAUGUGUUGGGUGACUUGGUCUCAGGCAUAAGUACAGGAGUGCUCCAGCUUCCUCAAGGCUUAGCCUUCGCAAUGCUGGCAGCGGUACCCCCGGUAUUUGGCCUGUACUCUUCAUUUUAUCCUGUUAUCAUGUAUUGUUUUUUUGGAACCUCCAGACACAUAUCCAUAGGUCCUUUUGCUGUUAUUAGCCUGAUGAUUGGUGGUGUGGCUGUUCGAUUAGUACCAGAUGAUAUAGUCAUUCCAGGCGGAGUAAAUGCGACCAAUGGCACUGAAGCCAGAGAUGCCUUGAGAGUGAAAGUCGCCAUGUCUGUGACCUUACUCUCAGGAAUCAUUCAGUUUUGCCUAGGUGUCUGUCGGUUCGGAUUUGUGGCCAUAUAUCUCACAGAGCCCCUGGUCCGUGGGUUUACCACUGCAGCAGCCGUGCAUGUCUUCACCUCCAUGCUAAAAUACCUGUUUGGAGUCAAAACAAAGCGGUACAGUGGGAUCUUUUCAGUGGUAUAUAGUACAGUUGCUGUGUUGCAGAAUGUUAAAAACCUCAACGUGUGUUCCCUAGGCGUCGGUCUGAUGGUUUUUGGUUUGCUGUUGGGUGGCAAGGAGUUUAAUGAAAGAUUUAAAGAGAAAUUGCCGGCACCCAUUCCCUUAGAGUUCUUUGCGGUGGUAAUGGGAACUGGCAUUUCAGCUGGGUUUAACUUGAAAGAAUCAUACAACGUGGAUGUCGUUGGAACACUUCCUCUGGGGCUACUACCUCCAGCCAACCCGGAUACCAGCCUCUUCCACCUCGUAUAUGUGGAUGCCAUUGCCAUAGCCAUCGUUGGAUUUUCAGUGACCAUCUCAAUGGCCAAGACCUUGGCAAAUAAACAUGGCUAUCAGGUUGACGGCAAUCAGGAGCUCAUUGCCCUGGGACUGUGCAAUUCCAUUGGCUCGCUCUUCCAGACCUUUUCAAUUUCCUGCUCCUUGUCUCGAAGCCUAGUUCAGGAGGGAACUGGAGGGAAGACACAGCUUGCAGGUUGUUUGGCCUCAUUAAUGAUUCUGCUGGUCAUAUUAGCCACUGGAUUCCUCUUUGAAUCAUUACCACAGGCUGUGCUGUCGGCCAUUGUGAUCGUCAACCUGAAGGGAAUGUUUAUGCAGUUCUCAGAUCUCCCAUUUUUCUGGAGAACCAGCAAAAUAGAGCUGACCAUCUGGCUGACCACUUUUGUGUCCUCCUUGUUCCUGGGAUUGGACUAUGGUUUGAUUACUGCUGUGAUCAUUGCUCUGCUGACUGUGAUUUACAGAACACAGAGUCCGAGCUACAAAGUCCUUGGACAGCUUCCAGACACUGAUGUGUAUAUUGACAUAGACGCAUAUGAGGAGGUGAAAGAAAUUCCUGGAAUAAAAAUAUUUCAAAUAAAUGCCCCAAUUUACUAUGCAAAUAGCGACUUGUAUAGCAAUGCAUUAAAAAGAAAGACUGGAGUGAACCCUGCACUAAUCAUGGGAGCGAGAAGAAAGGCCAUGAGGAAGUAUGCCAAGGAAGUCGGAAAUGCAAACGUGGCCAAUGCAACUGUUGUCAAAGUGGAUGCAGAAGUAGAUGGAGAAGAUGGUACCAAGCCUGAAGAAGAGGAUGGUGAAGUAAAAUAUCCCCCCAUAGUCAUCAAAAGCGCAUUUCCUGAAGAACUGCAAAGAUUUAUGCCCCCAGGAGAUAAUAUCCACACCAUCGUUCUGGAUUUUACACAAGUGAAUUUUAUUGAUUCUGUUGGAGUAAAAACUGUGGCAGGGAUUGUAAAAGAAUAUGGAGACGUCGGUAUUUAUGUAUAUUUAGCAGGAUGCAGUGCACAAGUUGUGAACGACCUCACUCGAAAUAGAUUUUUUGAGAAUCCUGCCCUAUGGGAGCUGCUGUUCCACAGCAUUCAUGACGCAGUGUUGGGCAGCCAACUCCGAGAGGCGCUUGCGGAACAGGAAGCCUCGGUGCUCCCGCCGCAGGACGACUUGGAGCCCAAUGCCACACCUGCCACUCCAGAGGCCUAGAGGAGGACCUCGGCCUGGGAUGGGGUUACGAGCCUGUCAUGAAAUUUCUAAUCUACACAUUUUAAAUACUACUAGACAGUACAUUUUUUUCCCUAAAGGUAAUUACUACAUAAGCCCGUCUAUUCUUUCUGGGCCUUAAUAGCUGCUGAUAUGUGCCUGCGUUUUCCAAGUUCAGAUUCAUAUUUUGAUAUUGUCCUAUCUAAAUGGGCAUAAUCUACAUUGUAAUCUACAUAUGUAGGGACUGAACUAUCCUUACUUUAUGGCAAUAUGGGAAAACCCUGUUUUCAGGAAGGUCCCAUGAAGAGAAGUCCUUUGACUUCCUCCAAUCCUGUGCAAUGACAGCUGUUGAUCUCUGCCUUAUGAAUGAAUGCAUGGAAUGUUUGAAAACAACUGUGACCCAGGGCCCGGGAAACUCCGAUUUAGAUCAUAGACAUUGACUCUACAGAGCUUAUGGCAGUUGAUAAUGGGGUCCCAACUGCCAUAAUCAUUUGCAGUGUGACCCAGAGAAACAGUGAGGGUAUGGACCCCCUUCAAGCCAUGGCAGUACCUCAUUCUGUGGUUUCCAGCAUGUAUGUUUAGUCCUAUCUCCUUACCUGUUGAGCAGGGUAAGUACAUAGCCUCCAAGUGUACAUUUUGAGAAAAUGAGUCUGCCAUCUUGUGUGUGCCAGGAAGAGAGGGGGUGGUGAACCCAGAGAAUCUGUCCUGGGUGGGUAGGUGUGUUUUUCUGAGUGGGGGUGGGUGGGGGUGUGUGCCCUUGUGUGGGGAUGC